Molecule: messenger RNA, 2776 nt
Organism: Sardina pilchardus (European sardine)
Lineage: Eukaryota; Metazoa; Chordata; Actinopteri; Clupeiformes; Clupeidae
Product: low-density lipoprotein receptor-related protein 2-like
Exons: 22
Coding region: 82-2295 (737 amino acids)
Biological process (GO): receptor-mediated endocytosis
Cellular component (GO): signaling receptor complex; apical plasma membrane; plasma membrane
Molecular function (GO): hormone binding; protein binding
Source: RefSeq, a predicted model, not a curated record
UUUUCAGGUGCCUUUUUUCUUCUAGUGGUGAGACACAGGGAUCAGAGGGAUCUGUGUGUUUACAUUUUUCACACAGAAAGAAUGAAGAUUUAUGCUACUUGUUUGCUGUUAAUCUGGGCAGAAACAGCUCAACCAUCUCCUAUUACUGCAGCCCAAACUGCCUGCAUUGAUGACCUCUUUCAGUGUGGGGAUGGAGGGUGCAUUUCCCAACGCUGGGUCUGUGAUGGAAGCCCUGAAUGCUUAGACGGGAGUGACGAGAGGAACUGCUCCCUUGGCUGCAAUAAUGACCAGUAUCAGUGUGGGGACGGAAGGUGCAUUCCCCAACGCAACGUCUGUGAUGGAGAUCCUGACUGCUCUGAUGGGAGUGACGAGAGGAACUGCUCCCGAAAAGACUGCAAAGAACAUCUGUGUGGGGACGGAAAGUGCAUUCUCCAACGCUACGUCUGUGAUGGAGAUCCUGACUGCUCUGACCAGAGUGACGAGAAGAACUGCUCCCAAACUGCCUGCUAUAAUGACCAGUAUCAGUGUGGGAACGGAAAGUGCAUUCCCCAAAACUACGUCUGUGAUGGAGAUCCUGACUGCCCUGACCAUAGUGACGAGAGGAACUGCUCCCGAAUUGCCUGCAAUAAUGACAAAUAUCAUUGUGGGGACGGAAAGUGCAUUCCCCAACGCUACGUCUGUGAUGGAGAUUAUGACUGCGCUGACCGGAGUGACGAGAGGAACUGCUCCUGCAAGGAUGACGAGUAUCAGUGUGGGGACGGAAAGUGCAUUCCCCAACGCUGGGUCUGUGAUGAAGGCCUUGACUGCUCUGAUGGGAGUGACGAGAGGAACUGCUCCUGCAAGGAUGACCAGUAUCAGUGUGGAGACGGAAAGUGCAUUCCCCUACGCUACGUCUGUGAUGGAGGAUUUGACUGCUCUGACCGGAGUGACGAGAGGAACUGCUCCCGAACUGCCUGCAAGGAUGACCAGUAUCAGUGUGGGGACGGAAAGUGCAUUCCCCAAAACUACGUCUGUGAUGGAGAUCCUGACUGCCCUGACCAUAGUGACGAGAGGAACUGCUCCCGAAUUGCCUGCAAUAAUGACAAAUAUCAUUGUGGGGACGGAAAGUGCAUUCCCCAACGCUACGUCUGUGAUGGAGAUUAUGACUGCGCUGACCGGAGUGACGAGAGGAACUGCUCCUGCAAGGAUGACGAGUAUCAGUGUGGGGACGGAAAGUGCAUUCCCCAACGCUGGGUCUGUGAUGAAGGCCUUGACUGCUCUGAUGGGAGUGACGAGAGGAACUGCUCCUGCAAGGAUGACCAGUAUCAGUGUGGAGACGGAAAGUGCAUUCCCCUACGCUACGUCUGUGAUGGAGGAUUUGACUGCUCUGACCGGAGUGACGAGAGGAACUGCUCCUGCAAGGAUGACGAGUAUCAGUGUGGGGACGGAAAGUGCAUUCCCCGACACUGGGUCUGUGAUGGAGGCCUUGACUGCUCUGAUGGGAGUGAAGAGAGGAACUGCUCCUGCAAUGAUGACGAGUUUCAGUGUGGGAACAAAAAGUGCAUUCCCCAACGCUACGUCUGUAAUGGAGGAUUUGACUGCUCUGACCGGAGUGACGAGAGGAACUGCUCCCAAACUGGCUGCAAUGAUGACCGGUAUCAGUGUGGAGACGGAAAGUGCAUUCCCCAACUCUUCCUCUGUGAUGGAGAUUUUGACUGUGCUGACCGGAGUGACGAGAGGAACUGCUCCCGAACUGCCUGCAAUGAUGACCAGUAUCAGUGUGGGGACGGAAAGUGCAUUCCCCAACGCUACGUCUGUAAUGGAGGAUUUGACUGCAGAGACAAGAGUGACGAGAGGAACUGCUCCUGCAAGGAUGACGAGUAUCAGUGUGGGGACGGAAAGUGCAUUCCCCGACACUGGGUCUGUGAUGGAGGCCUUGACUGCUCUGAUGGGAGUGAAGAGAGGAACUGCUCCUGCAAUGAUGACGAGUUUCAGUGUGGGAACAAAAAGUGCAUUCCCCAACGCUACGUCUGUGAUGGAGAUCUUGACUGCUCUGACCGGAGUGACGAGAGGAACUGCUCCCAAACUGGCUGCAAUGAUGACCGGUAUCAGUGUGGAGACGGAAAGUGCAUUCCCCAACGCUACCUCUGUGAUGGAGAUUUUGACUGUGCUGACCGGAGUGACGAGAGGAACUGCUCCCGAACUGCCUGCAAGGAUGACCAGUAUCAGUGUGGGGACGGAAAGUGCAUUCCCCAACGCUACGUCUGUAAUGGAGGAUUUGACUGCAGAGACAGGAGUGACGAGAGGAACUGCUAGAAACAAGAGGAGACACUGUGAAAGUUUGAUCCUUUAGAACAAGCUUGGUUUUUUCUAUAUUAUUACUAUGUUUAAAUGAUUAGUCAUUUUUUUAGAGCUUCUUCUUUUAAUUCCAUGUUGUUUAAGCAAACAUGCAUCGAACAUAUACAUUUGGGCAAAGAAACAAGAUCAUUAUGAUACGCCUAGGCCAUGUGCAUGUAUAAUACAAGAGUGCUUAAAGAUUCCAUCACCAAAUGCCAUUGAUUAGCAUUGUGUAUUUUUCUUUUCAUUUUGUACUUGUAUAUCAUACAGAAUAUGCAGCAUAUACUUAAGAAGUUAAUUAAAUAGUACAUGGAUAUCUAUCUAUCUAUCUAUCUAUCUAUCUAUCUAUCUAUCUAUCCAAUUCAUCUUUACCACUUGAUGAUAAUAAUAAUCAGUUAAAUCUUUGAUGUUUAGUGUUGAUUUAUGUCAGUGUAUCAAAUAAAUUCUUGCGUACAGCAUA